GGCUCAACCCCGCUCCCUUAUUUUUUUUACUGAAAUAUGGCUAUGUAUUUAGGUGUUUUGGCAACAUCAAGUAAUGAGUUGUUUUGUUUACCGGCUUUAAACGCAUGUGACUGUACGUGCAAGCAGAGUGUGUAGAAGCAUUGGUGCUGUUUUGAAUUCAUUAUUUAUAAGAUGGAUGAUCAGAUUAGUCCUAUUAUUGAAACCUACAAAACGUUGUCUUCGGUCCCAACCCCCAUAUCUGCCACAAUAUUGCUUGAAACAAAAGAGAGGCCAUUAUGUAUUCAUAGUACAUGGAGUAUUCAUGAUUUAAUAAAAGCAGAACAAACAAAGUUUUCUCAAGAUUUCAUUGUGGAAAGAACAUCAGAAAAAUGUAGUGUUUUAUUUUGUGGAAUACCUCAAGAUAUAACUACAAACUCUCUUUCUGCGUUUGCUGAAUCCAGCAAGAGACAAGCUGUUCUUAGAAAAUCUUCUAAUGAUCGUGUAUUCUUAGAAAUUUGGAACUUGUCCAGAAAAGAAAAGACAUUUGAUUUGUCUGAGCGCAAAGAACAUGGAAAGAUUUAUGACAAUAUGUUUGGAUGUUUAAGCUGGAGUGCAGAUGAGAAAUAUUUGUUGUACAUAGCAGAAAAAAAACAAAAGAAGAGUGUGUCAUAUUUCAAAGACUGUUUUUGUCAAGAUAGUGGUGGAAGUGAUAAGGAUGAUAAAGAUACUGUUAAGGGAGAAGAAUAUCUCUAUCGUGAAGAUUGGGGUGAAGACCUUGUUGGUCUUCAUGACUCAGUUAUAUGUAUCCUAGAAUUAGAGACUGGAAAAAUAGAAGUUAUUGAAUUGAGUGGGAAAUAUGAAAAUUUGUGGGUUACCCAGGCAGUUUGGGGUCCUAAAGAUGAAUUUAUAUUAUUUGUUGGCUAUGAUAAGUUAUCUCGUAGGUUAGGUAUACAGUAUUGUGCCCAACGAAGAAGUGGAAUUUAUUCAGUCAAUAAAGAAAAUAAAGAAAUUGAAUGCAUUAGUAUUGGGAACAGUGUCAGUGUUCGUUCUCCACGUUUCAGUCCAGCAUAUAAUUACUUAAUUUACUUGGAAAAUGAAGCUGGAGGUCCUCAUCGUAUGUGUAACAAACUUACAAAAUAUGACUGGAAUUCCAAGACCCAUUCUACAGUUAUUGAUGUUGUUGAAAAAGCUGAUGAUGAUUCUUUUCCUGGUUUAUACAUUGAAAAAUUACCUAAAAGGUGUUGGACAGGAAAUGGAAAAUACAUAAUUUUUUCAUCCCCAUGGAAGAGUAGUGAGGUUAUUUUAUGUGUGGAUGUGAAGAGCUUAAAAGUACAAAAGAUUAAAAUAGAUGAAACCCUGGGGGCUUGCCAUGUUCUUGAUGUCUUCGAUAAUUUUGUUGUAGCUUCAGUCUCCUCUCCAGAUCUUGAGCCAUGCUUGGCUCUUGGAUACCUUGAAAUAGAUGAAGAUAUUUCUGUAACAUGGAUAUAUUUGAAUAAUAGCACACCAGCAAAAAUUCCUGGAAUAAAAUGGGAUGUUAUUUCUCUUACACCUACUGUGCCAAAUGCAAAGUACCCAUUUUUAAAAUAUGAGGUCAUAUUGAUUUCUCCAGAGGAGAUAGAUGAUAAAUCACCGUUAAUUAUAUGGCCACAUGGUGGACCACACUCAGUGUUUCUCUGUUCUUUCAUGGUAUUUGUAGCAGCCUUUGUGAAGUUAGGUUAUGUAGUUGGUUUAGUGAAUUAUCGUGGGUCACUUGGAUAUGGAGAUAGCAGUGUGAGGUCUCUUUUGGGCAAUAUUGGCACUCAGGAUGUGCAAGAUGUACAACAUGCUGCUGAAUAUCUAAAAAAUAAAUCUGAACUGAAAAUUAGUGAUGUUGUAUUGUUUGGUGGAUCUCAUGGAGGUUUCCUAACUGCUCAUUUAUGUGGACAGUAUCCUGAUUUCUAUAAAGCUGCUGUAUGUAGAAACCCUGUUAUUGAUAUAAGUGGAAAAGUUGAAGCAACAGAUAUACCAGAUUGGGCAUGGGUAGAAACAGGACAAGAACAGAAGUUUAAUCUUUCAGCAGUUGUUGACCCAGAUGUUUUGAAAUGCAUGUGGGAGAAGUCUCCAAUAAAAUAUAUAAAAAAUGUAUCUGCACCAACUCUUCUUUUGGUGGGCAAAAAAGAUUUGCGUGUUCCUCCAAGUCAAGCUUUCAAAUACUAUCACUUAUUAAAGGCUCAGAAUGUUCCUGUUCAGGUUUUUUGUUAUGACGACAAUCAUGGCCUGAGCAAAGUUACUUCUUCAAGUGACGGUUUCAUGCAGACAGUUUUAUGGUUUAAAAAGCACUUAUAGUUUGACAGUUAAUAUGCUUUUUGUAAUUUUUCCUUACUUGAUUUUAAUUUCCUGGAAUUACAGGAGAUUUAUAUAUUUUUGUAGCAUAAUUUUUGAAAACUUUAGUCAUGUUUUGUAUGUUUUUUCAGAGAUUUUUACUUGCAUCUUGAGAUGCCAGCCUGUUUUCUGAUUUGCCAUAACAAAAACUACUAAUAUUUUACAAUAAAGAUUUAAUAUUUUGUACUUAUAAUAACAAUAAAAAAAACUAAGAAGCCUA
This is a messenger RNA of Stegodyphus dumicola, 2560 nucleotides long. RefSeq names its product acylamino-acid-releasing enzyme-like. Lineage: Eukaryota; Metazoa; Arthropoda; Arachnida; Araneae; Eresidae. The record is from RefSeq and is a predicted model, not a curated record. Gene Ontology annotation, molecular function: serine-type endopeptidase activity. Gene Ontology annotation, biological process: proteolysis.